GCGCCAAUAAUACAAAAUGAACUUUUGUGAGUCUCCAUGAUCAUUCAUCGAUCGUAGUUCGCCGGUGACAGAGAAUUAUAGAGAGAGAAAGAGAGUUGUAGAGAGAGAGAGAUAGAUCAGAAAAUGGUUAUGGAAGAAGAGAGUCGGACUCCGAGGAGUCCAGAGGCGAAGCUCGGGAAGGAGGUGGAGGACCUGUGGGAUGUGCAGGAGUCACAGCUUAGCCCUACGGAGAAGCUCAACGCUUGUUUCGAGAGUAUACCUGUUUCCGAAUUCCCUCAUGCUCCGCCUUCACAAGUAAUUGAAAUAAAAUCGGAUGCAAGUCUGAGUGAAGCUGUCCGGUUGCUGUCUCAAAAUAAAAUUCUCAGUGCACCUGUUGUGAAUGUUGAUGCACCAGAGGAUGCUAGUUGGAUCGACAGAUAUCUUGGGAUGGUAGAGUUUGCAGGCAUUGUCGUGUGGACUCUGCAUCAGUCUGAAAAGAACGACACGUUAGAUGAACCCAACUUAUUUUCAAGCGCAUUAGAGGAUUCUAUGGGACCUGCUGUUGUUGCAGCAGCCACUGGGAUGUCUUCUCCGAGGUAUAGAAGCUCACAGCCUGGAUCUCCAAAGACUGCUGGGAACUUUUUUGAGUUGUUAACGUCCUCCGAUCUCUAUAAAAAUACAAAGGUUAAAGACAUCUCUGGCUCAUUUCGCUGGGCUCCAUUUCUGGCAUUGCAGACAUCAAACUCCUUUCUGACCAUGCUUUUACUGCUCUCAAAGUACAGAAUGAAGAGUGUCCCUGUGGUUGAUCCAGGGGAACAAAAGAUAGACAACAUCAUUACUCAAUCUGCUGUGAUCCACAUGUUGGAGGAAUGUGCGGAUCUCCAGUGGUUCAAAAGCUGGGGAUCUAAGCAAUUAUGUGAGCUUGGUCUUCCCCUGAUGAACGCCAAUCAAGUUAUUAAGGUAAAUGAGGAUGAACCGGUGCUGCAGGCAUUUAGACUUAUGAGGCAGAAGGGAAUUGGUGGAUUACCGGUGGUUAGUGAUGGAAACAAGCCAGUGGCUAAUAUAAGCAUCCGAGACAUUCAGUUCCUCUUAAUCGCCCCCGAGAUUUAUAAAGAUUACAGAUCCAUCACAGCCAAGAACUUCGUAACAUCGGUUAAAAGGUAUCUAGAGGAGAACCAGAAAUCGUCGCCUUUGGUAAGUGGCAUGAUUACUUGUAGAAAAAACGAGACGCUAGAAGAGGUGAUAUCAAAGCUCGACUCGAAAGAGAUUCAUCGUAUAUAUGUGGUGGACGAAGAAGGGAAUCUCGAAGGAGUGAUAACGCUAAGAGAUAUAAUCUCAAGGAUCGUUCACGAGCCUCGUGGCUACUUUGGUGACUUUUUUGAUGGUGUCUUGCCGUUACCCGCAAAUAGUCGGGUUUAACCACUUGCUUGCUUAACUACUUGUAAAAUUUUCCCAUUUCCAGCUUUUGCUUAAUUUGUCUAACAUGAGACUGCUAGUGCUAAAGUUUGUGUUGUGUAUCCGAAUAAAUCAGUUAAGACUAAAUAGAUCUGUUGGGCUUGAUCCAUAUCAUGCAUCAAAGUUUUUGUUUUG
This is a messenger RNA of Cynara cardunculus var. scolymus (artichoke), 1569 nucleotides long. Its product is annotated as SNF1-related protein kinase regulatory subunit gamma-1-like. The transcript has 6 exons. Bases 124 to 1398 code for a protein of 424 amino acids. NCBI's taxonomy places the organism in Eukaryota, Viridiplantae, Streptophyta, Magnoliopsida, Asterales, Asteraceae. The record is from RefSeq and is a predicted model, not a curated record.